This is a messenger RNA of Drosophila albomicans, 3404 nucleotides long. RefSeq names its product fibroblast growth factor receptor homolog 2. The coding region runs from base 1 to 3243 and encodes 1080 amino acids. The transcript has 2 exons. The record is from RefSeq and is a predicted model, not a curated record. Lineage: Eukaryota; Metazoa; Arthropoda; Insecta; Diptera; Drosophilidae. Gene Ontology annotation, cellular component: signaling receptor complex. Gene Ontology annotation, biological process: positive regulation of kinase activity; protein phosphorylation; cell surface receptor protein tyrosine kinase signaling pathway. Gene Ontology annotation, molecular function: ATP binding; transmembrane receptor protein tyrosine kinase activity.
AUGCAAAAAAGAACAAAAAACAAAAGAGGCAACACACAACAUUUGGCAAGAGCAAAGCAAACAGCAAUCACAUUUGUAAUAACAACACGACGCGUUCUAUACUUGACAAUGCAAAAUCUGCUGAUCAUCUUUAGUGCCAUCGUCAUCGUCAUCAUCAGCAACAUCCACAGCAGCAGCGGCAGCAUCAGCCGAGGCAGCGACAGCAACUCUUUGGACUGCCAGUUGGAGAAGCACAGUUGCCUCAUCGAUGUGCUGAGGCAACAGACGCAGGCGGGUCAACGUCAUCUGCCCGCCGAUCUCGACAUAACACUCUACUGCCCGCCAUCCACAGCCAUCUGGUACUAUGAGGAUCGCGCAGUGCGACGCGGCAGUUAUUGGCUGCUGGAGCGAGCACAAGCCGAGCGAUCGGGACGCUAUGCCUGUCAAUAUGAGCAGGUCAAGUGGGCUAAUCUGACGUUGCGAAUUGGCAACAGCAAUCGGCAAAGCGACACCGAUUUGGCCAGCUUUAAGGCCAUCGAAUUGAGUGUCAGUAAGCAAGCGCCAGAUGCAUUGGGAGUGCAGUUGAAAUGCAGCAUUGUCGAUGGCAACGAGUCGCUCGGUGGCAGCAUUCGCUGGUAUCACAAUGGAAAUCGCAUGCAAUUCGAGAAGCAAUCGCUGCACGUGUUGCAGCUGCAACCCAACGAUGCUGGCGACUGGCGUUGCAGCAUCAAUGACACCGACAGCAACACUAUACGCUUGGAGGCGCCGCAAUUGACGCCUGGUUAUCCGCAGAAUAUUAGUUUGCCGCAGGGUGAACAUUCGCGCUUCGAUUGCCGCUUGGAACCGGCUGAGUUGAAGUCAAAGAUCACUUGGCUGCGACCGCAUCAUCGGGGCAACAUUGAGGCGCUGUUGCAACGACUGCAGCUGGGAGACAUCCGCGAAGUGGAUAUCAUGCUCGGUAAUGCCAAAGAUUUGCUGGAGCUGGGCAGCGUGGAGCCUGCCGAUGGUGGCUGGUAUAUUUGUUUGGCCAGCAAUUCCUUCGGACGUUCUUUAGGAGCUGCCUACUUGGAUGUACUGCCACCGGCAGCAAUAACAACCACAGAGCGUAGCACAACUGUGGCCACAACCAAGUCCACAACGACGACGACAACAACAACAACUGCAGCGACUAUUACCGAUGAUGAUCGCGAUGAUAUUGAAAGCGGUAGCGUUCAAUUUGCGCCCGUCUUCAAAAAGGAAUUGAACUAUUUGCAGCACGGGGUGUCGGGCAAAACGAUCAUUUUGGCAUGUCCCAGUAAGGCGAAUCCCGCGGCCAACAUAACGUGGACAUUCAACAAAGAUCAGACCGGCUAUCGACCGUUAGAUCGACAAUUCGGCACCUUCAAGUAUCGACGUUGGAGUCUCAUUAUCGAGGACUCCAUUCAAACGGACACGGCGCUGUACAUGUGCAAAGUGUGCAACACGCUCGGCUGCAUUCACUUCGAGUACAAUGUGCGUGUGACGGACAUAAUACGCGCCUCGCCCAUCAUCCGAGUGCCCGAUAACAAGACGGCGCUGAUCAACACGCAGGUGAAACUCAAAUGCGAUGUCGUCUCGAAUCUGGCAGCGAAAACUAGCUGGUAUCGUGUGCGGUCAAAGAAUCGCACGGAUGGCAACAAUAAUCAAACGUUGUCGCUGCCCUUGCCCGAGCAAGAGCUCACAGUGAUCGACAUGGCAGCCAACUCGACGGAGGAGCAUCCGAUGCUGGUGCUCAGCAAUGUGACGCACGCGGAUGAGGGUUGGUACACCUGCAUGAGCUCCAAUAAUCUGGGUACCAGCAAUGCCAGUCUCUAUCUGCAUGUCGUCGAUCAUCUGCCUUUUCUACACGUUAGCGAAUUGCUGCGAUCGCAUCCCGUGGGCUUCACUGUGGCUGUGGUGAUGAUUGUCUCCACUUUGCUGCUUGGCAGCGCCUUCAUCAUGUACAUACUGCGGCGCUUGCGUCGUGAGAAACUGCUCAAGCAUCGCAUCGAAACGGUGCAUCAGUGGACCAAGAAGGUCAUCAUCUACAAGCCCGCCAGCCUCGAGGGCAGCUCGUGUGGCGGUGAUCUGCAAAUACCGGUCAUCAAGAUUGAAAAGCAGCGCACGACUUUCUCGAACACCACAACGGGAAGUUCGUCGGAUCCCGCACAGGCCUUCAAUGAGUACGAGUUCCCGCUGGACUCGAACUGGGAGAUACCCAGACAGCAGUUGGCGUUGGGCUCUAUAUUAGGCGAGGGCGCCUUUGGACGUGUCGUCAUGGCCGAGGCGGAUGGUUUGCCCCGAAGUCCGCCAUCUGCAGCGAAUGGAAUGGGAACAAUUGUCGCUGUGAAGAUGGUGAAGGAAGAGCACACGGAUGCGGAUAUGGCGAGUUUGGUGCGCGAAAUGGAGGUGAUGAAAAUGAUUGGCAAGCACAUAAAUAUCAUCAAUCUGCUCGGCUGCUGUAGCCAGAAUGGUCCGCUGUGGGUCAUCGUCGAGUAUGCGCCGCACGGCAAUCUCAAGGAUUUUCUCAAGCAAAAUCGCCCGGGCACAUUGCAGCGACGCAGCGACAGCGAUGGCUAUCUGGACGACAGAGCUAUGGUGCGACUGCCGCAGCUGGGCGAGAAGGAGCUCAUCAUGUUUGCCUUCCAGAUAGCACGCGGCAUGGAGUAUUUAGCUUCGCGACGGUGCAUUCAUCGAGAUUUGGCAGCACGUAAUGUGCUAGUUAGUGACAACUAUGUGAUGAAAAUAGCUGACUUUGGAUUGGCCAGAGAUAUACAGGAUACGGAUUACUAUCGCAAGAAUACAAAUGGACGAUUGCCCAUCAAAUGGAUGGCGCCGGAAUCGCUACAGGAAAAGUUCUACGACUCGCAGACCGAUGUCUGGAGCUACGGUGUGCUCUUAUGGGAGAUAAUGACCUAUGGGGAACAGCCUUAUCCGAAUAUAAUGUCAGCAGAGGAACUGUACAGUUAUCUAAUCACUGGACAGCGCAUGGAGAAGCCAGCAAUGUGCACACUGAACAUCUAUUUGGUGAUGCGACAGUGCUGGAACUUUGAGUCAUCAGUGAGGCCAACGUUCGCCGAGCUGGUCGAGAGUUUCGAUGGCAUACUGCAGCAGUAUAGCAGUAAUCCGAACGAUGCCUAUUUGGAUCUAUCGAUGCCAAUGUUGGAGACGCCGCCGUCCUCAGACGAUGAGGGCGAAGGCUCCGAAACAGAAACAUUCCGAGAGACUUCACCCCUUAGAUAUCAAUAUACCUAUAAGUUUAAUUAAUUAGCAUAAGUCUAUAUCUAUGUCUAUGGCUUUAACAAGACACUUUCAUCGAGCAUCGAAUCAAAACCCCAAAAUACUCAUUAAUAAACAUGUCAUUCGAAUACAUUCAUAACAGCAGGCAAGCAAUUUAAUCAAAUGUCUUUUACAUUCCACUCGACAGA